AUGAAUACUUUUUUUUUUUAUGUAAUCAGACGAUUUGCACUUUUUUACUGUGUUACACUGUUGGAACUGAAAGCCAGUUUGAAUGACAGCAAAAAUUUUCUUGGUGACUGGACUGAAUCUGUUGAGUUUCCUUGUAAAUGGACUGGUAUAACUUGCAGCCAGCAAGAACAGAAAGUGAUAUCCAUAAAUUUGCCAUACAUGCAGUUUGCCGGAACUCUAUCCCCCACCAUUGCUAAACUCGAUAAAUUACAAAGACUGGGACUUCACCAGAAUAAACUUCACGGUAUCAUCCCGGCUGAAAUUUCUCAAUGUUCUGAGCUAAGAGCCUUGUAUCUUCGAGCCAACAAUUUCGAAGGUGGCAUACCUUCAACUAUGGGAAACCUUACUCAUUUGCGUAUAUUGGAUUUGUCGAGCAAUUUACUGAAAGGUGCUAUACCAUCGUCUUUAGUUCGCCUAAGGAAUUUAACUCAUCUAAAUUUGUCUUCAAACUUCUUGUCCGGUGAGAUUCCAAAUAUUGGAGCCCUAGCCAGAUUCGGGUUCACAUCGUUUAUUGGCAAUUCAGAUCUGUGUGGCCUACAAGUGAACAAGCCUUGUCAAACAUCCCUCGGAUUUCCUGCUGUAUUGCCUCAUGUUGCUAGUGACGAGGAAAUAGCUGCUUUGGCGACCACCCUUUUCAGCAAAUGCUCUAUUGCUCUCAGCCCAGAUGGUAUUUCCCCCUUUUUUUAG
Molecule: messenger RNA, 726 nt
Organism: Striga hermonthica
Lineage: Eukaryota; Viridiplantae; Streptophyta; Magnoliopsida; Lamiales; Orobanchaceae
Source: the annotation of a GenBank genome assembly